AUGGAUAAAGCUGAGAUCGAGAAGAAGACCGAAUUGGUGAAAAAGAUACCUUCACCAUAUGACUUGCAUGCAAACGAUAAUUCAGGAAAUUUGAUUAGAGGAAGAAAUGGAGGUUUUCGAGCAAAUGCAAUGCAAGUGAAUGGAGAAACCAAUGGGACUAAUGAAAAUGCAUUGAGUGGACUAAGAUCUGAACAAUGGAAAACUCUAAAGGAUUUGUUGAACAAUCACAAAGGAACCACAAGUGACAAAAUGACAGGUAAACAUAGUGAGUGGAUCAUAGACACAGGUGCCUCUAGCCACAUGACAGGAAACUUGAGUUUAUUAUGUGGGCUGAGAGACGUAAUUGGGUGUCCAGUGAGACUUCCAGAUGGAAAACAACUGAUGGCAAACAAAGAAGGGACAGUGACACUUGAUGGAGGAUUGAAAGUGGAAAAUGAUUGCACUUCGAAGAUGCUGAUUGGAGUGGGUGAACAACGAGAUGGACUUUACUUCUUUAAAGGAAUCCGAAGUGAGAAAGCACACAAAGCUAAUGGAACUUGUGAACUUAAUCUGUGGCAUCAACGCAUGGGGCACCCUUCUUUCAAGGUCACUAAAUUAGCUUCCAACAUGAGAUGUGAUAGCGAUAUUUUGAAGAACAAACCAUGUGAUAACUCCCUCUUCUUGUGGUGCUUCAUAUUUUUUGACAAUAAUGGAUGA
This is a messenger RNA of Cajanus cajan (pigeon pea), 696 nucleotides long. NCBI's taxonomy places the organism in Eukaryota, Viridiplantae, Streptophyta, Magnoliopsida, Fabales, Fabaceae. The record is from RefSeq and is a predicted model, not a curated record.